GUACCAAACGGGAUCUGAAGAAGGAAGCAAAGGCCGACAGAUCGAAAGGCACACACAGCACAGGAUCCUCCCUCCUCCCUCCGGUCCUCUCAUCUCCAUCUCUCUUCUUCUAUUCCGGCGGCACAGCGGCUGUCCUCAUCUCACCGGGGUACGCCGUACGCAGGCGCAGCAGCCAGGGGCCGGAGAGGUUAGGAUGACGGGGCUACCGCCGAGGCUCGUGUUCCGGUUCACGCACAGGGAGGUCGCCAAGAUGGAGGAGGUCCUCCGUGACCUCAACGCCAUGCCGCAGCGUCCCGUCAUCCAGGCCCUGACCGACGAAUUCAACACCUCCUCCCACCGCUCCGGCAACGGCAAGGUCCCCGUCCAGUACAAGCAGGUGCACACCUGGUUCCAGAACCGGAGGUACACGCAGAAGAGGAGGGGUGAGCGGCCGCCAGCACGAGGGAAGAUGCUGCCCACGGGAGCUGAGGCACAGCACCCAGCUUCCUACUGGGUUCAGUCCUCUUGCCCUUCCAACGCAGGAAAUACUUCUUCCGAUGGUGGCCUGGUCCAGCUUGAAGCAAAGUCACCAAGAAAUGGUGCAUGGUACGAUGUUGCUGCCAUUCAGUCCUGCAGGCUUUCUGAAACGGGAGACCAGGAAGUACAAGUUUGGUUUUCUGGAUUUGGGGCUGAGGAGGAAGAAUGGAUUAAUGUUUGUAAAUCUGUGAGACUGCGUUCUGUCCCAUGUAUAGCCACAGAAUGUGUUGGUGUGCUUCCUGGGGAUCUUAUUCUUUGUUAUCAGGAAGGAAAAGAGCAGGCCCUCUAUUUUGAUGCUCAUGUCCUUGAAGUUGAAAGGCGCACACAUGAUAUAAGGGGUUGCCGCUGCAGUUUUCUUGUUCGUUAUGAUCACGAUCACUCUGAGGAGAUUGUUCCACUGAGGAAGGUAUGCCGUCGACCAUCUUCUGAUGUUAAGAUUGAUAUUGUUAUUGAUCAUAGUCUAGCUGAGAAGAAAGCUCAAAAGCCGCACAAGAGGAUGGAUAUGAACCCUGAUGAGGUCACCGUGGUUCCGAGCCCGCCAUAUCAAGGAGGACCAUCCGACAAUCUGGCUGCCUCCUUACUUGUCAUGCCUGAUGGCACCCACAAUGAUUCAGUUGCAGAUGUGCAGAUGGGGGAUACCGAGGCUGCUCCAUAAGUUAAAGCUACAAGCAGAGCACAUGGCGACAAGUUGAUCGUUGGAGUAUCGUUGUUUCACUUUCCUGUGCAUUUCUUUAAUACAAAAAUGUUGGUCUAUGAACCUCGAACGAGGAAGAAUGGUUUCCUAGUAGGUAACUAUAGUGUGCCGAUCUUGACCUGAUUGUUGUUGUGGUGUACCUCCAAAUUAAUGUUGGCUUUGGAAUCUAUAUCUAUAUAACUAUGUCAUGAGAGAACA
Messenger RNA from Triticum dicoccoides, 1408 nucleotides. Its product is annotated as protein SAWADEE HOMEODOMAIN HOMOLOG 2-like. Gene Ontology annotation, molecular function: DNA binding; chromatin binding. The transcript has 7 exons. The coding region runs from base 194 to 1171 and encodes 325 amino acids. Lineage: Eukaryota; Viridiplantae; Streptophyta; Magnoliopsida; Poales; Poaceae. The record is from RefSeq and is a predicted model, not a curated record.